Ophidiomyces ophidiicola is the source of this 2538-nucleotide messenger RNA. It is a transcript of the gene mcl1, whose product is annotated as DNA polymerase alpha accessory factor Mcl1. Bases 1 to 2538 code for a protein of 845 amino acids. The record is from RefSeq and is a predicted model, not a curated record. Gene Ontology annotation, molecular function: chromatin binding; structural molecule activity; protein binding. NCBI's taxonomy places the organism in Eukaryota, Fungi, Ascomycota, Eurotiomycetes, Onygenales, Onygenaceae. The transcript has 8 exons. Gene Ontology annotation, biological process: vesicle-mediated transport; DNA-templated DNA replication; mitotic cell cycle. Gene Ontology annotation, cellular component: membrane coat; nuclear replication fork.
AUGGCGCCGGAGGCGGCGAGACCAAGAGGCAGACCAGCCCAUACUCCUGGGGUAACGGUGCUAUCGUACACUCCUAAUGGACGAAAAGUAAUCACUGGUGGAUCAAAUUCUGCCAUUCGGAUCUACACAACCGCGGAAGAUGGCGAGCCGAAAACCGUCGACGAGGGCGUGGAUGGCCAUUUGGCGAUAGCUGCACUGAAUGACUCCUUUGUCAUGGGCGCAGAGGAUGGUACCGUUUGGCAAUAUGGUUUGCCAGAUGGCAAAAUGGAUAAAAUGCUCGUCAGGUGCUCAUUACCCGUACGGAACUUAGCAAUUUCUAAAGAUGGAGAAUGGGUAGCGGUUGCCAGCGAUGAACUCUCAGUCAAAAUCGUUAAUAUAGAGGAUAUGACGCAUGUUAAAUACCUUCGAGACCAAACUAAAGCUGUCAAACAUGUUACAUUUGAUCCAAGCGGAAGAUACGUCGCUGUUUCUUGUUCAGAUGGGAUUAUCUAUGUUUAUUCUUUUAUUGAAACCGAACCUACCCUACUCCAAAAAGUUGAUGGUGUGAUUCGAAGAUUAGAAACCGAGGAUGAAGCAACGUCUCAAGCUGUAUGGCACCCGGAUGGUACAGCGUUUGCGGCUGUCGAAGCUACCAAAGACAUCGUUGUAGUGUCGAGCAGCGAUUGGACAAAACAGAAGAAAUUCUCUAACGGCCACACUGCUGAUAUAACGGCACUAGCAUGGUCACCCAACGGUGCAUUGCUUGUUAGUGCAAGCGCAGAUGGUCAGAUUGUCCUUUGGGAAACGAGAACCCAGAAUAUCCUCCGCAAAUAUGACUUUCCAAACGUCACUAAUGUUGCAUGGCAUCCUGUUGCAAACGAACUCUCAUUCACUACCUCUGAUGGAGAGUUGUUUAUUCAUAAAGAUUUUAUUCCUUCUGAAUAUAAACAAUUGCUUGAGAAGACCCUGGAAGUUGCACCUUUACUCUCAACGGGAAUCGAUGUUGGCUCGGAAUUUCCGAGUAGAACCUUUGCAAAUGGGUUGCGCAGGGAAAGGGGGUUAAGAAAAGACUCCCCUGACUCCCUUGAUGAUAUUUUAGGACCUAUGGACGAUGAGGAAGACUUCGUGGAUGACGACGAUGGUGCUGGCUAUGCUGAAGGUAUCAACCCUUUGGGAAAGCGUAGCAAUGGCCAUCUAGGGGAUCCGUUUGGCCAUGCAAAAAAGCGAAGAACCGGCGAAUUAUGGCAGCCGCAAAAGCAUGAGCCAUUCCAACCCGGUAGCACUCCCUGGCGUGGUGGUAGAAGAUAUUUAUGCCUAAAUCUUAUUGGAUUUGUAUGGAGCGUAGACCAAGAUACUCAUAAUACAGUGACUGUUGAGUUUUAUGAUCGAGAACGUUACCGAGAUUUCCAUUUUACAGAUCCGUUUUUAUACGAUAAAGCAUGCAUGAAUGACAAAGGCACGUUAUUUUCCUGCCAGCCCUCUGACGGAAAUCCUGCUAGUAUUUUCUAUCGACCUCAUGAAAUGUGGACAGCCAGAACAGACUGGAGGACUGACCUUCCAGAAGGCGAAAAAAUCACAGCAAUUGCAUUAAGCAACUCCUAUAUCACUGUCAGCACUUCUGCGAACUAUAUCCGAGUCUACACAUUAUUUGGGACCCCAUUUCGGAUCUAUCGGCAAAAAAGCCAAACUGUCACCUGCGCUGCAUGGCGAGAUUAUGUUCUUACCAUUGGGAAUGGCUCAGUUGGUAGUGAUGGCAUCGCUCAAUUAACAUAUUCAAUAGAAAAUGUUAAAGAGGACCGCAUUUGCCAAAACGAAGACAUUGUUGCCCUCGCAGACGAUACCGAUCUCAGAAGCGUUUUUUUCUCUGAUAAAGGAGAUCCAUGCAUAUACGAUUCGUCUGGAGUACUUCUAGUGCUUCAACAUUGGCGAAAGCCCGGUCAGGCGAGGUGGGUACCUCUACUAGAUACCAAGCAGCUUGAUCGUGUGGCGUCCGGCAAGAAGCAAGAAACAUACUGGCCGGUUGCUGUUGCAGAAAAUGCUUUCCACUGCAUCAUUCUCAAAGGGGGAGAUCAGUAUCCAUACUUCCCUCGCCCACUUCUCACUGAGUUCGACUUUAAAAUACCGAUUUCUUCCACACGCAAGGACCCAGCAAAUGACGACGACGGCGAUACGGAAAUGGAGGCACCGAACGGUCAAGACACUAACCGUAAACUUCAAGAAACCUUGGUUAGGGUCGUCAUCGAAGCCAGUCUUUUGGAAGAUUGUGUAGAAGCGGAAGAAGGCAGCUCGGCGCAACUUGCAGACCAACGAAGGAAAGAGGUCGAGGUUGACAAGACCAUUUUACAGCUGUUGGCAGUCGAAUGUCGGGAAGGAGAAGAAAAGGGGAUGAAGGCAUAUGAGCUGGUUACCAUGUUCCGAGAUCGAACAGGAAAGAUGCUUGAGGCUGCUAGCAAGAUUGCGCAGAGAUAUGAGCGAACAAUUCUGGAUGAGCGGAUCAGGACAUUAGCUGAGAGGAGGCUUCUGGGUGAAGAUGACGACAAUGAUGAUACCUUUGUAUGA